Molecule: messenger RNA, 1725 nt
Organism: Scheffersomyces coipomensis
Lineage: Eukaryota; Fungi; Ascomycota; Pichiomycetes; Serinales; Debaryomycetaceae
Exons: 1
Coding region: 1-1725 (574 amino acids)
Biological process (GO): sucrose catabolic process; maltose catabolic process
Molecular function (GO): sucrose alpha-glucosidase activity; oligo-1,6-glucosidase activity; alpha-amylase activity
Source: RefSeq, a predicted model, not a curated record
AUGACAAUUUCUUAUACUUGGUGGAAAGAUGCCACCAUUUAUCAAAUCUGGCCUGCUUCUUAUAAAGAUUCCAAUGGUGAUGGUAUUGGGGAUAUUCAAGGGAUCAUCUCUACUUUAGAUUAUCUUAAAGAUUUAGGAGUUGAUAUUAUUUGGUUAAGUCCAAUGUAUGAUUCUCCUCAAGAUGAUAUGGGAUAUGAUAUUAGUGAUUAUGAAUCUGUUUAUCCAAAAUAUGGUACUUUAGAUGAUAUGCAAACUUUAAUUGAUGGUUUACAUUCUAGAGGUAUGAGAUUAGUAUUAGAUUUAGUUAUUAAUCAUACUUCAAGUGAACAUGCUUGGUUUAAAGAAUCAAGAAGUUCUAAAACUAAUCCAAAGAGAGAUUGGUAUGUUUGGAAACCACCAAAGAUUGAUGAACAUGGUAAUAAACAACCACCAAAUAAUUGGGGAUCUCAUUUCUCCGGUUCAGCUUGGAAAUAUGAUGAAUUAACUGAAGAAUAUUAUUUAAGAUUAUUUGCUCCAACUCAACCUGAUUUAAAUUGGGAAAAUCCAAAAGUUAGAGAUGCUCUUUAUGAUUCAGCUUUAAAAUUCUGGUUUGAUAGAGGUGUUGAUGGUUUUAGAAUUGAUACUGCUGGUUUAUAUUCUAAAGAUCAAAGAUUUCAAGAUGUUCCUGUUAUUUUCCCUGAUAAGACUUACCAACCAUCUGAUUUAUAUACUCAAACUGGUCCUAGAAUUCAUGAAUUCCACAAGGAAAUGUAUUCUAAAGUUACUUCCAAUUAUGAUGUUAUGACUGUUGGUGAAGUUGGUCAUUGUUCAAGAGAAGCAGCAUUAAAAUAUGUUAGUGCUAAAGAAGGUGAAAUGAAUAUGAUUUUCUUAUUUAAUGUGGUUGAAGUUGGAUCAGUUAGAGGUGAUAGAUUUAAAUAUAAUGGUUUCAAUUUAAUUGAUUUCAAAAAAGCGGUGGAAAGUCAAGGUGCUUUUAUUGAAGGUACUGAUGCUUGGUCAACUGUUUUCAUUGAAAAUCAUGAUCAACCAAGAUCUGUUACAAGAUUUGGUAAUGGUAAAUAUAAAGAUACAUCAGCUAAAUUAAUUUCAUUAUUACAAACUACUCUUACUGGUACUUUAUUCAUUUACCAAGGUCAAGAAAUCGCUAUGACAAAUCUUCCAAGAUCAUGGUCUAUUGAAGAAUAUAAAGAUAUUAAUACCGUCAAUUAUUAUCAUGAAUUCAAAGAAAAAUAUGGUAAAGAUGCAGACUUUGCUGAAAAGGAAAAGAAAUUAAUGGAUGUGAUUAAUCUUGUGGCCAGAGAUCAUUCCAGAUCUCCUGUUCAAUGGGAUAGCUCUGCUUAUGGUGGUUUCUCAACUGUUGAACCUUGGAGUAGAGUUAAUGAUAACUAUAAAGAAAUCAAUGUUGCUUCCCAAAUUGAAGAUUCCAAUUCCGUAUUAAACUUCUGGAGAAAAUCAUUAAAAGUUAGAAAACAAUUCAAAGAUUUAUUAAUCUAUGGAUCAUUCAAAGUUUUAGAUUAUGAAAAUGAAAAGACUUUCACUUACUUAAAGUAUCAAUCUGAUCCAGAAUCUUCAUCACCAAAAGCUUAUGUUGUGUUAAAUUUCUCCACUGAUCCAGUUAAAUUUGAAAAACAUAUCGAAGGUGAGUUCAAAUUGGUUCAUUCCAAUGUUUCUGAUGUUGAUGAAGAAACAUUAUCUCCUUAUGAAGGUCGUAUCUACAUAGUUUCAUAG